Messenger RNA from Sycon ciliatum, 5659 nucleotides. RefSeq names its product mucin-17-like. Bases 80 to 4750 code for a protein of 1556 amino acids. The record is from RefSeq and is a predicted model, not a curated record. The transcript has 8 exons. NCBI's taxonomy places the organism in Eukaryota, Metazoa, Porifera, Calcarea, Leucosolenida, Sycettidae.
AUCCUUUGGCUUUGGCUUUGGAUUGAGCUUUUUAGCAAGAAGGUCUUUCUAUGAAGCUUACCAGCUGCUUACCGUAACGAUGGAGUUACAAGCAGUUGAAAAACAAUACAAUGAUGUUCUGUCCAGAGUUCGAGCUCAGUACGGCUGGUUGGAGUCGCUCGACUCAUCUUCGAAUGCUGACUUGGAUUUGUGCUCAGCCGAACAAUUGUAUCGUGAUGUAUGUGCGAAAGCGCAGCCACUCAGUGCGGAAUGGAUGUCUACUCAGCAACUGCGAGUGGACCUUAUACGUCAGGACUACCAGAACAUGAUGCUUCGCUCGGCCACUUGCCAACUGCUUACAGCUCAGAGUGACCUGAAGGAGGAGCUGGAGCAGUUUCGGCAGCAGUACUUUGCGCGUCCUGCUGAAAAGACUCCACGUACGAAGAGAAUUGACGACCUGAGCCGGGCUAUGUCCGAGGAGCGCAUGCGUUGGCAGCAGGAGCGUAAGGCGUUGUCCGAGCAGCUCACCGAGAUGAUGACUGCCUUCCAUGAUGUACAGCAAGAAGCAGAUUGCAGACAGCCUGUUGCCACUCGCAGCCAUACCACACAGACCAGUAGCAGCCAUGUGGUUUUGCCGGCGACUGAAAAUUCUGCUGCUAGUCCACCAAUGACUGUCCCAUCACCAUCCUCGGAGACAGGCGAUGCGCCAUCACAUCAUCCUAAACGUAAAAGCAGCAGCUCGGACCUCUCCUUUGCCGAAGGUCCAGCUGAUGGUGACGGCCAUCUAGCUUGUGGUGAGGAGACCACCAUGCCUACACCCAGUAAGCAUACCACCGCCCGCAAGGCGCGCAUGAAGAAGCGAACCCGUGCUGAACGUAUUCAAAAGCGGAAGCGUUUCGUCAAGCAAAUCGACUCGGACAGCAGCGAUGAAGAUAGCUCUGAAUCUGCCGCACGUCACAUUCUGGAUGCCAGUCUGGCGUCACACCGAAGUGCGUCAUCACCUGCUGUCUCCAGCGUAGCCACGGAGCCGUCGCCGCCGCAGCAGCAUGCGUUCCACAAUCACGAGCCCUCUGCUGAUUCCGACGUCGCCGAUGACUCAAUGGUGAAUCUAAGACGCACGGCCACCGGUAGAUCACGGACCACUUUAGUAAUGUCUGAUUCCUCGUUUGCCGCUCCUGCUGCUGUUAAACAAGGCAGCCGUUGUCGUCUACAGAUUGUUUCCGAUUCUGAUGCAUCUAUGCCGCUGGCUAUCGCGUCUCCAAUCGAGGAAGGUGUUGAUGCAGUCAGUGAGACCAAGCAACUGCAGCAGAAAAAGAAGAAAGCAGCCAAGCGCCAAUCGCUGGUGACAUUUUCUCCUUCUGCUAAAGUGGCCAGUAGUAACACCAGUAUCACUCCUGAUUCUUCAUUUGCUGCUGCUCCGCGGCCAAGUGACCGUCGUCGUCGGAGGCACCAAAUUCUAUCUGAUUCCGAUGCAUCUUUGCCGGCAAUUGCUCCUCCGCAGCAGGAGGAGGACGAGGAAGAUGUCCGUACCACCCAAGGGCACAUCAAGCCUCGGAAGAGCAAGAAGGCAGCCGCCAAGCGCAAAUCGCUGGUCACGUUUUCUCCUUCUGCUAAGGCGGCAAGCAGCAACACCAGCGUCUCCCCUGAUUCUUCGCUUGCCGCUGCCACUACCUAUCAAGGCAAGCAUCGUCGACUGAUUGCUUCCGAUUCUGAUGCUUCAGUGCCGGAAAUAGUCCUUCCAGUGGAGGAGGAGGAGGUGAGGGUAGUUGACUGUGAGGACAAAGUUCAGCCAUCAGCCGACCACCUGGAAGACGAAGCACACACUGCCGCCCAAGCUGAAACACAGAGCACGCCCUUGCGACGCAAGACGCACAAGCGCAAGAAAGCAGCCAAGCGCCAGUCCCUGGUCUCGUUUUCUCCCUCAGCCAAAGCUGUAAACCCGCCGGAUAGCUUGCCAUCUGACACGUUACAGAACUCUGCAGAGCAGCUAGCCACCAUGCACACUGACGCUGAGGCGCUUGAGGAGCCUCUCUCCUACGACGCAUCGCCCAAAACUCUGCAGACCUGCUCGGCGAGGGAGGCGUUUGGCGCGUUACUGCCGUCGCCGAUCAUCGAAGAAGAUGAGGAGAACACCACGCUUUCCAGAAGCCGUGCUCCUAGUCGCUGUACUGUGCAGGAGGGAAGUGUGCAGAGCCGGUCGCAAGCACUGAUUUGUAGCACUCCAAGCAAACGACUGUCCACUGCUGCUACUGAAGUCAGUUCACCCAACCCAUCCUCAUCGCCUGUCGCUGCCUCCAAGAAGAAGAAGAGUAAGAAGACUAAGAACUUGCAGCGUGCUCUGCUGGACUCCUCCGCGUCCAGCCUCGAUAGCACACCGAUCACUCGCAGUCUCCGACUGAACAAAUCACCUCUAAGUGUUGCCAGUGCUGCUGCUGCUUCGGAACAGCGUGUAGACGAAAGCCCCGUGCUUAGCGCUAUGUCGUCUACUAGCCUAGUCAGUAAUGUCAGCAGCCAUGCUCCGACGACGGCAAACACAGCGUCGGACGCGGACACGGCCCUGUCUCCACAACAACAGCGUCGGCAGUCGACGAGUGCCACUAUCCCGCACAGCCCGCGCGACAUCUGCGACGCUGCUUCGCUAGUGUCGGUCAACGAUGCCACGGCGUCGUCACUUUCCUCUGCUGGCUCCGAGCUCAUCCAGGAAAAAGGAAGGGCAAGGAAACUGCGACGGUCUCUGAACCACUCCAAGUCGUUUUCUGCUGCGCUGUCAAAGAUGCUGCCCGGUGCCAGUGGAAAGUCGGCCAAGCAGCAAGCAGACCAGCUGUCCAAGGAGCCGCCGCCGUCGCAAUCUCUCAAGCAAGCCCUCGUUCGUCGUCGUUCAAGCUUGCGACUAUCCAAGGCGGCGCCAUCCGCCAAGGAAAAUGAAGUCGCGGGCAGCAGUACCCAAACCGGGAAGAAGUCACGUCGUGCUAGCACCAGCAGUGCAGACAGUGUGACAACGCCAGCCGGGCGGCGUGAGAGCUUACGACGCGGCGCCUCGUUCCGCGUACUGCCCUCCUUCCCUGAAGUCCCGGCCAAGUCCAGGUUUGCCGUCGCCGCAGAGGAACAAGGCAACAAUGACGACGACGAAGGAUGUGAUAAUGAGAUUGUUGACCGUAGUCCAGCAACACUAACACCGUCUACUUGUGCUGCCGAGAACAGCAACAAACUCAGCGUUGUCGCGGCGAAGGAAACGCCUGGUCCAUCGCUCUCUCCCAAUGGCUGUAUAUCCUUUGGUCCGCGCCGUGUUGCUAAGCUCAGCUCUGGCAAGCCGGCCGCUACAAAACGCCGAACAACAAACCACAGCCAGCGCAUUGCCAAGCUGCUGGAGGUGGUGCAGAAGACGCCGGACUUUGAGGAUACUGUUGGUCAAAGCACAGCACUGCUGCAGCAGCCUUCUGUUGUCGUAUGGCAAGUGUCGGAGGCAGACGCUCAGUCCACUGGCGGAGACGCUGGUACUCCCAGCCCCUUGCCACCUGCAUUCUCUGAGGAAUCAAUGUGCCCUGUGGAGGUGCCGGCCACUGGAGCAGCAGCGAGUGCUGUGUGUGCAUCGUCGCCGGCCAAUGACGACGACGAUGUGAUUGAGAGCAACGACAUGGAUGUAGUGCUGUACGAGGCUGAAGAGACGACGGCGAUGGUGGCGGGUGAGAAACAUGCCGCCUCGCCUGUGUCGAGACGGCGCUCUCUCCGCCGUUCUGGCAAGCGACGCUCGGCUUCAGCAUCUGCUGCGGUUGCGGAUGGCGACACACCACGUGGCAAGCGUAAGAAGCGGGUAUCGUCGGCCAACGGAGCAGCCUCUCCGACUGCCAGUCCGGUCAUUGCAGCGUGUCCCCUCGACACCGCGCCAGCUCCGCCAUCACCGCCGGCUGCUGGAGAUGCCGGGCAGCAACAGCAGCCGCCUCUAGCUUUGCAGGAGAACACCAAUGCUCGCAAGCGCACCCGCUCCGUGGGCCACAAGCCGUCUGUCACGUCAGCGGGUGAUGAUGCUGACGCUGCUGGCGUUGAAGAACAACCAGCCGGGGAGAACACUGCUCCCGGUCGCGGCCGCAGCAUGCGCCGUGGUAUCAAGCGCAGCAAGUCGCUCAAGACCCUCAAGACUCCAACGCAGCAAACCGGCCGACAAGCUGCUGCUGCUGCUACUGCUGUUAUACGAGACACGGAUGGUUUCGAAGUGCCAGGCGCUCUUGUGGAUCCCACUCAGAAAGCCAACAAGCAACCGUCUGUUGAGAAGCGCCGUCGUCUGAGUCACAUGCUGGCUGGAGCACCGUCCAUAUCGCCCGUGCCCGGCAAGGCCAAUGGUGUCAAUCGCCGUCGUAGCAUACUGCGUAACAGCACCUUGGCAAGCCGGGAGUCCAUGGUGUCCAUGUGCGAGCCAAACGCUAACAGUACCAGACUGUCCAUGGAUGGAGCUGCCACCGGUUCUGACAGUCGGCGUCAGUCUGUGGCCUUCUCAACGUUAAAUUCAUCACAAGCCGGUACCGGGCGUCGUCGCACUCUCUUCAGUCAGCGAGAUAACACACUGAGGGGAGAGACUUCGCUGAGCAUGUUUGGAGCGUCAAUGGCCGACGCCGGCAAGAGUGCUGCGGGCACCGGUGGCCGCAGGUCGGCCUCGUCCUCGUCGCACAGUCUCACGCAGAAGCAGAGUAUGCAGAUGAUGAUGGGCCUGUUCCGCACCGGUUUCAAAGCACCGACGGUGCGUGGCUCGGCAUCCACGUCACGCACUAGUCAAUAAGCAGCUUCAUGUCGCUUUGAUCACUUUACAAUCCGCCACACACACACACACACGCACACGGAGCAUUACCUGCGACUGUGCGGAUUCAAGACCAUAGUAAGUUAGACGUAGUAACGGAUUUGUUGUGUCAAAUGACUUGUCUCCUUGCUCGCGUCUUCCUUAUCUUUAUAACUGGUACGCGUUCACUGCCCAGGUACUGUUACAUACCUCUGCCCAGUACAGCGCAUGUGUAGUGGCUUGGUGACCUAGCAGGUAGGUAUUAUUUUGGUAGAUUUAGAAUAAUCUAUUUUAGUGGUUGCGGUUUGGCUGCUCAUUGCUCUGGCUACUCCGCAGCAGCUGGUACCAGCUUUAGUUAGAAUAUCCGUAGCUAGAUGCUGGACGGCUUGUUUUCUUUGUUCGUUUAGUCAGCGGUGUGUUCUGCACUCGCAGCGCUGUACAUGUAGGAGUGGGAGUACGGUCUACACUCUGCAGUACAACCUGUGUGUGUGUGUGCGUGUGUGUGUGCGUGUGUGUGUGGUGUCCAAACUGAGGUUGUUAUGGUGCAUAGUACUGCAUGCAUGGCAUUGCUUUACCUUCUCUUGUCGUGCCGUCUUCACAUUAUCGAGAUGUAUGGUUAUGUUAUGGCGCGCUUAUUUCUAGUUUAGCGGCGUCUGCAUCACGUACGCUUUUUAUUCUCUCUCUCUCCCCCCCCCCCCCCCCCCCCUCACACACAGACAUUUCACUGGACCAUAAUUAAAUUCAUGUCUAUAAAUGUGAGGUUCUUUCUUUUUCUUUCUGUCCUUUUUUAACCAACACACCCAUGUUAUGUGCAUCUCUUGCUUUAUAUCAGGAAGAGAUGAACAAGUCCUGCCUGACCAGCUGCCAGAGACGGGGACUAGUGGAUGUAUAUGUAGCGGAGAUUGUUACGUU